AUGGUAUCGAGAGGUUUGCAUUUCAGGUCGGUAUUUUUGGAGUGUACAAUAUUCCAUAUAAGAUUAGCGCUAUCGCGUGAUAAGUGGAACGAUACCGAUCUGGACACAGUGAUCACUUUGUGGCGUUAUUUAGUGCAGGGUAUUUGUGAUCGUAUCGAGACAGGAUAUUAUGUGGAUCUCGCAAAUCGUUCAAACACCAAAAAUGGAAACUCGCCAUCAUUACUUAAGGAAAGAACAAUCGCAUUGCCUAGGCAAGCUUGCCGCGCAAACUCUCCACUAGGAUCACAUCUAGCAUUGAAUACCGUACGAUCGGAGCCGUCAUCUGGUUGUUUUCCGUUUUCGUUUUGGUCAUUAUGUCGUAGUAAAACCAGAAUCGAUAACGCUGCUUCGAAAAAGUGCCCGGACAAAUAA
Messenger RNA from Anisakis simplex (herring worm), 411 nucleotides. The record is from the annotation of a GenBank genome assembly. NCBI's taxonomy places the organism in Eukaryota, Metazoa, Nematoda, Chromadorea, Rhabditida, Anisakidae.